Physcomitrium patens is the source of this 2510-nucleotide messenger RNA. The record is from RefSeq and is a predicted model, not a curated record. Lineage: Eukaryota; Viridiplantae; Streptophyta; Bryopsida; Funariales; Funariaceae.
UUGCCUGUCUGUGUUCCGAACUGUGGAGAGCGCCGAACUGCACUCUGGCAGAGCAGGAUCCGUCGUGAUUAGCAUGUUUGCAUUGCUCUCAUCAGGGCUGCAGUUGAUUGACUGACUGACUGACAUCUUCGGAAGGAAUCUUGGAUCAUGUUAGAUUGUCAAUCGGAGCUUACACUACAAAAACACUGUGCUUCAGGUGUUUCGAAUUCUUCGUAAAUUCUGAGACUUCUGACGAUGAUGAUGAAGAAGAAGAAGUGGUCAGGAAUUUGGUUUAAGCCUGGAUCGUGUCUGAACCCUGACUUUUGAUUUUGUUUUGCUCUGUUCUGUGGGUGUGUUCGGUAUUUUGUGGCCAGGGGAUGUGGUGGUUUUGAGAUGAAGUCUGCGUUACAGGGGAGGUUGAAGUGCGUUUGGGAUUUUUGGUGAGGGGUUUUGGGGUUUCUGGUGGUGGGAGAACCAGGGUUGAGAGGUGCAGGAUUGUUUGACGGAUUGCGUAGGUGGGGUGAUUUUAUGGAACUGAGGUGCUUGUUCAGUGUGAGAUGGUGAAAUCGGACCCAGAUACCAUCAUGGAAGCUACGGCGGCAGCUCAUUUCUCUGGGCUGCACUUUGAUGAUCAGUAUCCGGUGCCAAAUUACAAGGGCUCUAACAAGGUCCCCUUCGUAAUAGGAGUGGCAGGAGGUACUGCGUCGGGGAAGACGACUGUGUGUGAUAUGAUCAUUCAACAGCUGCAUGAUCACCUUGCUGUGCUUGUCAAUCAAGACUCUCUCUCGCUCUCGCUCUUUUCCACCUUCGCUGACUCUCAGAUUCCGGCUGAUUCCUUCUACCGUGGGUUGACACCUGAAGAGAUGGCUAAUGUGGGAGAGUAUAACUUUGAUCACCCUGAUGCUUUAGAUACGGAGCAACUAUUGGAGUGCCUUGGGAAUUUGAAAGCCAAUCAACCUGUUCAGAUACCCGUGUACGAUUUUAAGAACCAUCAACGCUGCAGUGAUAGGUUUCGGAAGGUGAAUGCAUCUGACGUGGUCAUCUUGGAGGGCAUUUUGGUCUUCCAUGAUGCUCGUGUUCGGGAGCUUAUGAACAUGAAAAUCUUUGUUGAUACAGAUGCGGAUGUCAGGUUAGCACGACGGAUAACGAGGGACACUCUGGAGAGAGGCAGAGACGUUAACGGUGUGAUUGAUCAGUAUGCAAAGUUUGUGAAGCCAGCAUUUGAUGAUUUUAUUUUGCCAACAAAGAAGUAUGCGGAUGUCAUCUUACCCCGUGGUGGAGACAAUCAUGUGGCAAUUGAUCUUAUGGUCCAGCACAUUCGUAUGAAACUUGGUCAACAUGAUCUCCGCACGAUAUAUCCGAAUGUUUUUGUCAUACAAUCUACAUUUCAGAUUCGUGGAAUGCAUACUCUUAUUCGCGAUCAAGAAACUAACAAGCAUGACUUCGUCUUUUAUGCCGACCGUCUUAUCCGCUUGAUUGUGGAAAAUGGACUAGGACAUAUGCCCUUCACUGAGAAGCAGGUUAUCACACCGACAGGUUCAAUAUAUGUUGGAGUGGACUUCUGUAAGCAGCUUUGUGGAGUUUCCAUCAUCCGCAGUGGAGAGAGCAUGGAGAAUGCUUUGCGUGCGUGUUGCAAAGGCAUUAAGGUUGGAAAAAUUUUGAUUCAUAGGGAGGGAGAUGAUGGAAAGCAGGUACUACUUGUGAGAUGCCCUUGGUUAAAUGUCACGCUUAUUUCUCUUUAUCUUCUAGUUGUUUUCAAUGAAUCUCUGUCCCGAGGUGUUGAGUUAAUUCAAGGCUGCACAAUGUCAAAGAGGUUGAUAGUGUUUGUGCUCAUCUAUAAAAUGUGGUUGAUUAUAAUGCAGCUGAUAUAUGAGAAGUUGCCUAUUAACAUCGCAGACGGACACGUUUUGCUGAUGGAUCCCAUCCUUGGGACAGGAAAUUCUGCUGUCCAGGCUAUUGAAUUGUUAAUUCGAAAAGGAGUCCCAGAGUCUCACAUCAUAUUCUUAAAUCUUAUCUCGGCGCCUGAGGGUAUUCACAAAGUCUGCAAGCGCUUCCCACUUUUGAAGAUUGUGACAUCCGAGAUCGACGCAGGACUGAACGAGGAGUACCGUGUUGUUCCCGGGAUGGGUGAGUUCGGAGACCGUUACUUUGGAACAGAUGAUGAUGGGCCUGAACAGGUGUUCAAGGCUCCCAUAGAACCCAAACUUCAGCAAGGCCUUUACACGCCUUUUAAGAGACUUAGUCAUGUUGGUGAUGCCCAAGAUGGUCCUUUUCCCUCUUCUAUUGCUUAGGAUGAGUCUCACAGACAAGGUCAGUCACUCACUCACAUGUUUCACUGGGUGGGUUUCAGUUUCCUGUUGUUUCUCUGGGCCUUUGAUUCACCUGCCUUUCCUCUGACCAGUUUGUAGAGAACUGCCCACCUUCAAAUUCUGAUCACCUCCAGGAACUCUAUUUCUGUUUGAGAAGCUCACACGAAGGUCUAAAGCUAAUUUAAGCAUCAUCUUCAAUUCCAUUGCAUGCUUGAAAGCAAA